CUGAACCAUGAAACAUCUGACAGACAGAAAAUGAGAACAUGCUGAACUCACAGAGCAGUGGGAGCUUGAUCCCCAUCAACAAGACCAUGACUCCUCCGAAGAGCGACAUGAGGAGAGCCGAGGAACACCGAUACCACCACUGCUGCGCCGGUGAACAUGCCAAGGGGGUUCAUGAACCUGACAACAGAGGCACAGAGGAUGUUGACUGCAGAUUUGAGAACAGCUCCAUCUAGAGGAUACUGCGUAAUAACACAUCUUUGGCCCUACAGGGGAAUUCCAAAAUAUCUGCAUAACUCAAUGGUUGAGAGAUGUGGGGGAGAAUAUUUCUGAGCCCCAAACUACUCAGCAGAAUUCAUCUCACUUGGAGUCACAGACAUUUAUUCACUAUGCAGCUGAAAACCAAGGAGUUUGAGUCCCUGUUCACCGAUGGAUUGAAAAGCCUCGCAGACAUUUUUGAGAAGCACCGGUUUGAGCUGAGGAUUGCAGGAGGGGCGGUGCGGGACCUGUUGUCUGGGCAGCGACCCGAAGAUGUGGAUUUUGCCACAACAGCAACACCUGAAGAAAUGAAGCGCAUGUUCCAGGCUGCAGGGAUCCGAAUGAUCAACAACAAAGGAGAGAAACAUGGGACCAUCACUGCUCGGGUGCAUAAUGAGAACUUUGAGGUGACCACCCUGCGAGUGGACGUACAGACAGAUGGACGGCAUGCCGAAGUGGAGUUCACCACGGACUGGCAGAAAGAUGCCGAACGCAGAGACCUCACUAUUAACUCCAUGUUCCUUGGCUUGGAUGGGACGGUGUAUGAUUAUUUCCAAGGUUAUGAGGAUCUACAGAACAGAAAGGUGCGUUUUGUUGGAAGUGCUGCGCCGAGGAUCCAGGAAGACUACCUACGCAUCCUAAGAUAUUUCAGAUUCUAUGGGCGCGUUGCAUCUGAGCCUGAUCAGCAUGAUCCAGACACGCUGGAGGCGAUCCAGGAGAAUGCCAGCGGCCUGGCAGCGAUCUCUGGAGAGAGGAUCUGGGUGGAGCUGAAGAAGAUGCUGGUGGGGAACCACGCGGCACACCUGCUGGAGCUCGUUUAUGAGCUUGGCCUGGCUCAGUACAUAGGUCUGCCAGCAGAGGGCAAUGUUGAGGAGAUGAAGCAGGUCUGUCAGAAGGCAUACGGCACGUCUCCUAAGCCCGUGACCGUGCUCGCAGCGCUGUUCCGCAGCCCAGACGAUGUCGAAAGGCUGGAUCUGAGGCUAAAGAUCUCCAGAGAGGAGAAGACUUUGGGUCUUUUUCUUGUCAGGCGCAGGCGAGACCUUGUUAAGGGUCAAGAUGAGCAUGGUGGCCUCAAGCCGUUCACAGACUUUGUUAUAGAUAGUCGAGAGCUGGACGCCCAGAGCAAAGUACUGGAGCUGCUGAAGUACCAGGGUGAAGUCAAGCUCUUGGCUGAGUUGAAGCGUUGGUCCAUCCCCCGAUUCCCUGUCAGUGGACACGACCUCCGUCGACUGGGCAUCACCACGGGCAAGGAGAUCGGCACAACCCUGCAGGAGCUCCGUGACAUUUGGAAGAAGAGUCGUUACCAACUGGGCAAGGAAGAACUCCUGAGCACCAUCAGCAGGUCCUGAUUAAAUUAAAAUGAAUGAAACCAGUGACCGGGCUGGUGUUCUCACACUGAUGUGCUGUCAUGCCUUAGAAGCUCAGAAGGUCUGUGUAGGCUGUUGCUAAGCUCCUGGCUGUCCCAGCUGCGUGAGGGUGAAGAAAGUUGGUAAUAAACUUCUGGUUGUGUUUCCCAGCAUCUUUGUGGAAAUGCUGACUGUACCUCAGAACAGCUGGGCUCCAAGGAUCUGGCCAGAAAUAGAAAACGGUGGAGAAAUAAGCAAGAGUAAUAAGCAAUAUGCCAGGUGUGUGAGUCAUGGAGAUGAUGGACAGAAACUCUGCAUGCUGCCCUGUUCAUACCGCAGCAAUCUCUGCCUCGGUUCCCCCCUUUUUUUUUUUUCCUCCUCUAUUAUCAGUGAUUUAGUUUGGCAUUUGAUGUUCAUUUGUUAUUCAUGUCAUUUUGGACAGCAAUUUCACAGCGACUCUGCAAAGUCUGUUCUGCUCUCUUAAUUUAUUGACAUAUUGCCCUGGUGCAUUUAUCCAUUGAAGAGGUGGUGUAAUUUGGAGCACUUUAGCUGCCUCUUUGUCUAAUGCAAUGUCAGACAUCGGUUCUUUAUGGAAGGAGGGGAUGGAGAAAUCCAGGAAGCUUCCAGGUGGUUAUGUAACUUUACUUUGUUGCUUCAAAACAUAUUAAAACUAAAAUGCCAAAGUC
This is a messenger RNA of Pygocentrus nattereri (red-bellied piranha), 2287 nucleotides long. It is a transcript of the gene trnt1, whose product is annotated as tRNA nucleotidyl transferase, CCA-adding, 1. The record is from RefSeq and is a predicted model, not a curated record. The transcript has 9 exons. Bases 309 to 1604 code for a protein of 431 amino acids. Gene Ontology annotation, molecular function: nucleotidyltransferase activity; RNA binding. Gene Ontology annotation, biological process: RNA processing. Lineage: Eukaryota; Metazoa; Chordata; Actinopteri; Characiformes; Serrasalmidae.